UCAGACAGCAGCGGUCAGAAGACCAAGAGAUCCCCAUUGACACUGAGAGGGCCUCCACAGAAGCCUCGAAGUCUCUUCACACAAGAUUCACAAGAGAAGCAGGCUAACAGGAUGCAGAAAGAGAGGCUGCAGCUGUAUACAGUCCAACUGACCCAGUCGGAGGUAGCAGCAGCCAUGGCCACAAGGGAUGAGCAGACCAUACGGAGGGCAAGAGAAUUAAAGGACCCUGCAGUGACCCAGCCUGCUUGGCCAGGCCCAGAUGUCAGAACUGGGAGCUUGACAGAUGACAGCCUGCUGCCCCUGACAUCCCGGCAACUUGCAGCUUUCCAGGAUAUUUUCAAACUGUUCAGCUGCAGCCCAACAGGCACUGUGGACAUGCACAGCAUGAAAGUUGCCCUGUGCAAUGUGGGUUUCCAUCUGGGCCCACAGGAGAUGUGUGAGGCUCUACGGCUGGCAGACUUGGAUGGUGAUGGAAUCAUGAGCUUCAAGGACUUCCUGGGUGUCCUCACUGACAGCCACCGCCUGGAGCAGUGCAUGGGCCAAAUGAAGAGCAAUCCACUCCAAGAACCCCCAGGCCUGAAGACACUGUUCCUUGAGGUGCUGUUCAAGCUGCUGAACCAGGGCUUUGUGCCCUCCAAAUCAGGGCAGGAGGUGACAAGCUACUAUUUCAAGAAGCAGCGGGCUCUGAGGCUGAGCCCGGUCUGUAAGGGCCGGGUCCGUGGCCAGGGACGGCCUGCUCGUGGGUACUCCAGCCUGAACUACUUCUGCCAGGCAGCGUGCCUCAGUGGCCUCUCCAGCACCCAGCUGGCGCGCUCCCUGCACACAAUGUACAAAGCGGGUGGGCGCAGCCCCUACGCUCAGAUACCCAACUUGGCCGGGCGGACGCGGCCGGAACGCAGGAUCCAGAACCGAGCCCCAGGCCCGGAUGUCCGACUCCCCAAUCCUCACCAACCUGGCCGCCCCACGCUCCCUCCCAACCUUGGGCCGCUCUGCAAAGGUCCUCUUCGUCCUCCUGCAGGGCUAGUGAGCCAGCCGAUGGAGCAAAUGCGCCCCUCGAAGCUGGCUUCCUCCCCUUCGCCAGCCUGUUUUCAGAGAUCCGCUAUGAAGACCUUGUACAAGUAG
Messenger RNA from Nannospalax galili (Upper Galilee mountains blind mole rat), 1122 nucleotides. Its product is annotated as EF-hand calcium-binding domain-containing protein 3-like. The record is from RefSeq and is a predicted model, not a curated record. Gene Ontology annotation, molecular function: calcium ion binding. NCBI's taxonomy places the organism in Eukaryota, Metazoa, Chordata, Mammalia, Rodentia, Spalacidae. The annotation marks the transcript as partial. The transcript has 9 exons.